CCUACCUGCACGAGUUGAUUCUUGUCACCAAUUCUUCCCUGAUGUCCUGAUAUCCUCAACAUCUCUCGAGAGUUCAAAUCUCCACUUGUUCCCCAUCUCCUGACAAUUUUGGCGAACCUUGGUCAUAUCAAUUGACUCAUUUACUGAUACGGACAACUCUCUUGCUCACGUCUCGUGCUGAGUCUCUUAAAGCUGAGGUGAGCUUUUUUGACAAAUUUCCCCUCACUCAGUAUUAGAACAGACACGCGACCUCGCUGCGCCGACACGAGACAGACACCAAGUCACCCUAACUAACUGGCUUGAAAGAUACUUCGUGACCGGUCUCAAUUGCGUGCAUCUCAUCACCGUCUAGAGCCAUCAUUAGCACGGCAGGGCCAGAGAACAAACUUACGCUGUUCCUGCAUUGUCGAUCUCUGUUAGCUCUUACUUCUUCCUGCUCUGGUCUGGCUGGGCUGCGCAGUCUCUAAGCCAUCUGGUCCAAGUCACGACCACUAUCGUAUUUCUAGUGGACGAUACUUUAUUGAGACAGCAAAAAGGGCACGUUACCUUCGCACGCACGAGGCGAGGAGGCCUUCAAGAUGUCCUCCAGCUCGGGGACACCGUAUAUCUUCUCACCCGCGGAUCACACCCACUUGAUUCCCUACUUGGCAGCACUACAUGCCGGCUGCAUCAGCUCAGACCGGACUCUCGCGACCUUCUUGCCCCCUCUGUCACACGAGAAGCUUUUAGGAUGGUGGAAGGAGCGCAUAGCAGAGGUGACUGCAGGCACUCGCAUGAUGUUGAUUCUCCUCGACGAAUCCGACCCGGGCGCCAAGUUUAAGGGCACCGAGCUCAUGGGCGUCGUUAUGCUCUCCAUGCCCUACUCCGAGACGGGCCCGUUCCGCGGCUUCGUCGAGAAGCUUCUCAUCAGCCCUAAGUUCCGUCGGCGUGGUGGCGCAAGGAUGUUGAUGAGUGCUCUUGAGGGUGAGGCUUUUCGGAGGGGACGAACGCUGUUGAUGCUUGAUACCGAGGUUGGUAGCCCGGCAGAGGAUGUCUGGAGAAAAUUCGGAUACGUCGAGGUCGGCAGAAUCCCAAACUACGGCAUCAGUCCCGCCGUUCCACGGCAGCUGAAGGAUCAGGUUUUCUUCUAUAAGCAGCUCUCGACGUAGCGAGUUUCCAUUUCCAGAGAUUCCACGGCGUUGAGGGUUUUGAUGGUCUGUUCUAGAUAGUUUAUUACAAAGACAGAGGCGACCCACGUCACCUGUUGAUUCCCGUGCGGACGAGACCGGGAUUUGAAGAAUCAAGUGAGAUUCCGGUACGCAUGACUGAUCUUCUCGGGAUCCCGACACCGUUGUUUCAAGGUGACCCGGCGUGCGAAUAAAGCGUUACGGGGCCAGUCGGAGCGGCUCGGUGACGGCUCUCCGGGAUGAUGCAACGCCGACAUUGACCUUUUUUGCACUUAGGACGCAUCCACUUUCGCUCUUCAACGACUGCGUAUCAAGAACGUCGUAAAGGCAGGGUUGCGUGGGCGAAGAACUUGGCAACCAGAUCGGUGACAGAGGCUACAGCUUACCAAUACCGCCGAUCGGUCCCACGAUCGAACCCCACAUUGGAAUCGGGGUAUCUGGGCACACUCACCUUUCCCAGCCGGGACCGAACUAUUGCUCUUGGAUGCGGGAGACGGCGAAGCUCGUUGGUUGAACGUCUCGGUGUGCACAAAGGCCGAAAAGCACGCCAUAUACCCACAUUCAGAUAUCACAGGAUUUCAGUGGUUAUCAGUGAUCACAGGCGCGGCACUUGGAGAACUGCAAGUCGGGCUUGGGGCAGAAUGAGAGAAAGAGGGGAAUAUGUAAAGGCC
This is a messenger RNA of Colletotrichum scovillei, 1837 nucleotides long. Its product is annotated as acetyltransferase. Gene Ontology annotation, molecular function: acyltransferase activity, transferring groups other than amino-acyl groups. Lineage: Eukaryota; Fungi; Ascomycota; Sordariomycetes; Glomerellales; Glomerellaceae. The coding region runs from base 579 to 1148 and encodes 189 amino acids. The transcript is spliced from 2 exons. The record is from RefSeq and is a predicted model, not a curated record.